AGCUGUAAAAGAAUAAAGAAGAAAUAUCUUCUAGAUCGAAUUAGUAUUGAUGAAUUUACACUACGUCCAAUUACAGAAGAAAUUGAUGAAGUAGAAUCUAAGUUUAGUUUAAUGUCGACCAUACCAUUAUCAGAUAGUGUGUUAAGUAAAGCCCUUGGUGAACAGAUCAGUAGUCCUAAUAGAGUUUAUUCUACACCAUUUUCUUAUGCUUCAGUCUUAGUUGGCUUCCCUGAUUUGACAUCUUGUGAAGUUCACACCAGUUCACGAGAACCUCUACCAGAAACAAGCACUACACCCUCUAUCAAAGAUCCCUUCUUUAAAAUAUUGGCGAAACCACCUGCACCAGAUCCAAGAUCGGGAGUUGCCUAUUUACCAGAAUCAGGGCAGAUAAUCCAAGCUCUUCCUGUCUGGAAAGUACCAAAACAUGUCUUUGGUGAUGAGAAUAAAGUGAAGGAUUUAGGUGGUUAUUUAGAAGUUUGUGAUUUAGCCAGCCAUAAAUUACGAUAUGUUCCUAUUCCUGGGGCUGUAAGAAUAUCACCAUAUGCAUCCUGGUUGUUUGAUACAUCUGAUGUUAAUGUUUUCAUGGCGCCAAUGAGCAAUGAUGGUCUGGUUACUGUGGAUAUCGGUGGAAGUGUCCGUCUAUGGGAAACUUCUGUCAGCCAUCUUGAAAGAUCUCUAAAUGAAUGGAGAAAUAUGAUUGGUCAUGAAGAUACACGUCCAUUACAGUUAAAUGUAGAACGUGAAAGUGGGCGGGACCACAAAGAUAUUGAACCUAAACACGGUAAAGAAGAUCCAAUGAAUGAACCCCAUGUUGGAGGUGGUCAGUGGGCUGGUGGUGUAGGUGGAAGUGGUACUGCUGGUUUAGGAGGAUUUGGAGGUCCGUACAGACUGGAUGCUGGUCAUGAAGUUUACCAGGUACCACAGUGGGAAAAAGAUGCGGUGCCAGAAUCAGUACAACAAGCUGCUAGAGAAAUGGCUCAAAAAGCUUUCAAAGAAAGACUAAAGGAGAUCGAGAUGAGUGAAUUUGAUGCUGAAACAUAUGAUAAAUUUUCUAGCAGUGUUCGUAGACAAGUUCAAUCAUUAAAGGUUAUUCUGGAUAGUUUACAGGCUAAAGGUAAAGAGAGACAAUGGUUAAAGAAUCAAGCGUAUGGUGAUCUAGAUGAUGCCAGAUUAAUCGAAGGUUUAACAGGAGAAAAAUCUAUUUAUAAAAGACGAGGGGAAAAAGAACCAGAGAUGGGUUCACCACAAGAAUUACCUAAACGCUUACGUUUUGUUGUUGAUGUAUCGGGUAGUAUGUAUAGAUUUAACGGCCAUGAUGGACGCCUAGAGAGAGAAAUGGAAGCAGCUUUAAUGGUGAUGGAAGCUCUAGAGAACUAUGAUGAAAAAAUAAAAUAUGAAAUCUGGGGGCAUUCAGGUGAAGAUUAUAAGGUACCAUUUGUUAAAGCUGAUAAGCCACCCAAAAAUGAAAGAGAAAGACUAGUUGUUUUAAAGAUGAUGCAUGCCCAUUCCCAGUUUUGUCUCAGUGGAGAUAAUACUCUGGAAGCUACAAAGCAUGCCAUAGAAUCUGUUGUAAAGGAAGAAGCUGAUGAACAUUUUGUAAUUGUGCUCAGUGAUGCUAAUUUUGAUCGUUAUGGUAUUCGACCUCAUCGAUUUGCUGAAAUACUGACGGAAGAUGAAAAUGUAAAUUCUUAUGCCAUUUUUAUUGGCUCCCUUGGUGAUCAAGCUAUAAGAUUGUCUAAACAGUUACCUAUGGGUCAUUCAUUUGUUUGUAUGGACACAAAAAAUCUACCCCAGAUUUUACAACAGAUUUUUACAUCCACCAUGUUGUCUUCUUGAUGUUACUGACAUAGACAAUAUAUUGAAGGACCAUGAUUAGAGAGAGAAAUACAUUUUACAGCUUUAUUUAUUAUUAAUUGAUAGAAUGUAGUUUUCUUAAACUGCUAAAUUAAAGAUUUAGUAUCAAAACUACUAGAUUUGUCAAAGUUCUGGUCCCAGUAAUGACAGUGCUUCACGUUUGACGCGAGCGAUCGCUCUCGCUCUUCUCGGCUCGCGCAAAAGUCAAAAUAGAAGAGCUUUUUAUCGCUCUCCUCCGAGGAUAAAAUCGCUCUCGUCAUAUUUUACAUGUCAAAAAACGAACCCCAAACUGCAAAGAAAGCCCAUGUAACCAAUCCUCGAAUAAUUGUCCAAUGGGAAUUGUGGUUUUGGUCCACAGGAAAAUAUCGCUAAAUUUGAUUCUGGGUGCUGGAAAUUAGUGGAAACAUAUGAUGCGUCAAGUAAAUAUUUUUGUUAACGUGAAAAUAUUCCUUAUUUUUAUUGUAUAUAUUGGCAAACUCAGUAGCACACUAAUAAAAGGUAAUACAUGUUGGUCGUUGAGGUUACCGUUCCAGCCAUUAUACUAUAAAGCAUGCAAUAUGCAAAUAAGAUUGUUUGAUUCGUGCAUGCAUGCUGUCAGCCAAUAGUAACAGUAAAUUUUCCCGCGGUUAGACCCCUCUAACCAAUGAAAAAAAUAGUUGUGUAGGGAACAUUCAGCCAUUGUUUUGAAAUUUCCUCUUGGUUGAAUAUGGCCAACAAGACAAUGAUUAUGUCGAAUCAGAAAAUAAUUAUUGAACCUUAAAAUAAAUACGUACAAAAAAGAAAGAAAAUAGAUACAGUCAGAACAGUUUUCCAAAUGUUCAAUUGAUCACGCACGCAGUUGCAUCGACGAUUCAAGCUUCUCACGUGAAUUUCUAUAAUUUUCAAAAAAGAAAAUUUACAUAAAUAGAAAUAAAUAUAGAGUUUAAUCAGACAGGCCUCGAAAUGUCGCUUUAGUAACUGACCUGUCAUUUAUAAUAAUUUUCCACGUCACUCAUUAUCCAUGCACACAAACACGAUUAAAUGGUUUUGAUUCUUAUUUUGAUCCAUGUGAAUAUCGUAAUUAAUUUCUUCGACAUCGGCAGGACUAAAAAUUCGCGUGAAUCGCCGCACUAGCUGUAUAAAAUGGAAUAACAAACACGUCGUUGCACCUGACACUAACUAUUAUUAAUCUCACAUUCCGACUUAUUUACGCUAAAAAUUAUAUACAAUAUACAUGUAUGUAUAAAAUACUCUUUGGACCAAAUUGUUUAAUUUUCUCAAAUUGUCCUGUAAAUUAUUGUGGAUGCUCUAGAGGCCAAAGUUAAUAUCCGAUUGACUUUAAAUUUAUUUACAGUGUUUAAGGUCAUGAGACGAAGAAGCCUAUUGAUUUUCAGCGAUUUCCGAUAAUUACUGCCAGAGUUAUGGCCCUUGAUCACUUCAAAAAAUCUUGUGGACGCUCUAGAGGCCAAAGUUAAUAUCCGAUUGACUGUAAAUUUAUACACAGUGUUUAAGGCCAUAAGACGAAGAAGCCUAUUGAUUUUCAGCGAUUUCCGAUAAUUACUGCCAAAGUUAUGGCCCUUGAUCACUUCAAAAAAUCUUGUGGACGCUCUAGAGGCCAAAGUUAAUAUCCGAUUGACUUUAAAUUUAUACACAGUGUUUAAGGUCAUGAGACGAAGAAGCUUAUUGAUUUUCAAUGAUUUCCGAUAAUUACUGCCAGAGUUAUGGCCCUUGAUCACUUUGAAAAAUCUUGUGGACCCUCUAGAGGUCAAAGUUAAUAUCCGAUUGACUUUAAAUUUAUACACAGUGUUUAAGGUCAUGAGACGAAGAAUCCUAUUGAUUUUCAGCGAUUUCCAAUAAUUUUUGCCAAAGUUAUGGCCCUUGAUCACUUUGAAAAAUCUUGUGGACGCUCUAGAGGUCAAAGUUAAUAUCCGAUUGACUUUAAAUUUAUACACGGUGUUUAAGAUCAUGAGAUGAAGAAUCUUAUGAUUUUCAAUGAUUUCCGAUAAUUUUUGCCAGAGUUAUUGCCCUUGAUCACUUUGAAAAAUCUUGUGGAUGCUCUAGAGGCUAAAGUUAAUAUCCCAUUGACUUUAAAUUAAUACACAGUGUUUGAGGCCAUGAGAUGAAGAAUCAUAUUGAUUUUCAACAAUUUCGGAUAAUUACUGCCAAAGUUAUGGCCCUUGAUCACUUUGAAAAAUCUUGUGACGCUCUAGAGACUAAAGUUAUUAUCUGAUUGACUUCAGAUUGAUACACAGAGUUCAAGGUCUUGAGACAAACAAGUAUAUUGAUUUUCAAUGAAUCUUUAUGACUUGAACAGCUAAAUGCAUGAUGUUAAAAGUUUCAUACACCAAACGUUAGCAUGGGGCAGAACUUUAUAAAAACCAAACAAAUUCUAAUGGUUUUCUGAUAAUUACUUAAUGAGUUGUUACUCUUAAUCAGAUUUUAAUUUAUUAUAAAUGUUUCAUUACCGAAAAAAGUAAAAAUAUGCGACAACUCUUGUUGACUGCCCGGACGAUAUAGCUGCUGUAGGCUUAUGUUUCGUUGCCUGGCAACCUAUCUUUUUAAAUAAUUAAAAGUUUGGAUUUAAGGAAAAUUCCAUUAUAUAAUAUUAAUUUCCCCCCGCCUUUCGAAGAAGGCAGGAGACUAUUAAAGUGGGUUCGUCUAUCUGUCUGUUAGUCACACUUUUUGGGACACAAUAACUCUCCUUCUAAUUGAGCUAGAAUGUUCAAACUUGGUGUAGGUGUUUAUUAGGUCAAUGCACAUUUUCUGCUUAGAGUAAGCAGAGAUAAACAAUUUGAUUGGUUGAUGCUUUGGGACACGAUAACUUUAGUUCUAAUUAAGUGAGAGUGAGGACACUUGGUGUAUAGUUUUAUCACAUCAAUACCUUGACUAAGUUCGAUAAUGAGCAUUUUCUGCUCAGGGUAAGCAGAGUGAUAAGCAAUUUGAUUGGUCGAGACUUUGGAACACAAAAACUCUCCUUCUAAUUGAGGUAGAAUGUUCAAACUUGGUGUAGGCGUUCAUUAGGUGAAUGCCUUGAUAGAGUUCAAUGAUAAACACUGUCUGUUAGUAAGCAGAGAUAAGCAGUCCGAUCGGUUUAUGCUUUGGGGCAUGAUAACUUUGAUUUUAAUUAAGUGAGAGUGAUGAAACUCUGAGUAUAGAUUCAUUAUAUCAUUAACUUGACAAAGUUUGAUGAUGAGAAUUUUCUGCUUAGGCUAAGGAGCGAUAAGCAAUUUGAUUGGUCAAGACUUUGGAACAUAACAACUCUGCUUUUAAUUGGGUUAGAAUGGUUAAACUUGAUGUAGAUGUUCAUUAGGUGAAUGUCUUGACUGAAUUCAAUGAUUAACAUUUCGAGCUAAAGCUAAGCAGAGCUAAGCAAAUUCAUUGGAUGAUGCUUUGGGAUAGAGUGAUGAAACUUAGUGUAUAGUUGAUAAUCAGUUUGAUUGCUUGAUACUUUUGAAAAAAAAUAAAUAUGCUAUUAAUUAAUAUGUGUCAUCUAUUUAUUUUGGGAUUUCAGUGGGGGAAAUCAGCCUCACUGUUGGCUUGUUGAUCUAAUUAUACUUUUACAUAGUAACACAUUACCUCAAAUUAAUGUAAAUACAUUGAUAUUGUAAAAUAAAGUUGGAUAUUAAUUUAAUUUCUAAUCUAUGAAAUAGUAUUUUAUUAAAAUCUUACAAAUUGUUUAUAGAGUUAAAGAUACAUUCCCAUGAAAGUAUUUAUAGGGUAGUUAUAGGCGUCACAUGCUGGCAGUUUGUUUGCUUGAAUUACAUAGGUAGAGCUUGAUUUUGAUGAUUGAAUGGCUUGUGGUUGUGAUAACAGUGAGCAACUUAAACGUACUGCAGAUCUUGUGCUUAGAUGGCCGAAAAAUAAGUUGGCUGAGGAUAAUCAAAGAAUUUGUUUAAGCUUAUAUAUUUACAACACAGGUUAAAACACAGAUCCUAUUUAGUUUCGUUUUUUAUAGUUUAGAACUUCAUUUUAUUUGUCUCUACUACACUAGGAUCUGGAAGAGUUGUUAUAUUAUCAGCAUUUUGGUUGAAGUGAGGGAUAAGCCAAUGAAACAGGCUGUUACUGUGACUUCUUGCCGUGCCAUGCAUGGAACUAUGGGUAGACUUCUAGAAACGUCAGUGCUGAUUGAUUAAUCAAUCUGUGACACCAUAGGGUCAAAAGUCGUUCGUACAACCUCUGACGCUACCUUUUACUACAACCAGUCAGAUCUACAUGUAGUGUAGGCCAUCGAAAGUCUAAAAAAACGAAACGAAAUAUAGAUCUAUAUUUGAAUCAGUUUGAUAUAUUUAUGGUAAACUUUAGCUUUCAUAGACUUAGGGUAGGUCUAAUCUAUUGCAUCAGCAUAUAUUAAAUAAUACCCAAAUAUUUGUAUGGCUCGUAACAGAUGUGUCUUAGAUUUUGCAUUAUGAUCUAAUUUGAACACUUGGGAUGUAACUGUAUUGUCAAAGCACUGCAAAUAGAAAAACACAUUUCAAUACACUUCUUUGAUAGCUGAUCAAAAAUUAUGGAUCAAAAGUUUUAGAAAAAUUGCUUAAAAUGUAACCCAUUUAUAAAUCAAAAGUUUGGGGUUUUUUUAUUUUGUUUUUUCAAAUCUUAGUAAACAGGCCUGAGAGCAGUUAACUUAUUAACUGGUUAACUUAUUAAUGAGAUUAAGGCGUUAAUAGAAACGAAUUAACUUGUUAACACUCUGUAACAACAUAUGCAUAUUCGCCCGGAAAAUCAUUUAUAGACCCAUGAAGGUACCUAAUUCAUGCUAAAUUUCAUCCAGAGACCACAGUGUCACUGUCGCUUCAGUUACGUCUGCCAGAUCACACGUCUCUGGUCGAAAUACCUUCGUAUCCAGUCUCCGAAUCGGAAUCAAGUGUCAGGGUCGCAGGUACCAAAUUUGAUUUGUUUUUGAACAUUUUCCGUCAAAAUGCCACCUAUAUACGUCUAGGAUUAAAUAUUAAGGCCAAUUGCAAAUUUCGUCAAGGUCGCGAGAUCUAAUUAGGGUUAGGGCACAUGAUUGUUGGCGAGAUUGUAGGUUAGGACUAGGUCUAGAGUUAGGGUUAGAGCAAGCCUCAUUCACAUCUCGUGACCUUUGACUAAAUCUGCAGUUGACCUUAAUAUUUAGACCUAACCGCCUAGAUCCUUGAUAUGGAACUACUUCACGAAGUGCGAUGCUGGUAAGGUUCGGUGUGAUCGUUGUGCAAAGGCACAUGUGUCUCUUCUGACGGAUAUAUCUGAUGCAAUUGUAGCCUAUUCAUGCAUGGAAAUGAUGGUUCCUGUUAAAAUCCAGAAUAAAAAUAAUAUUCAAAAAUAAGGUUUUUCAUACGCCCACAUUUUUUAUGUGGACAUAUAUUGUCGUCGCCCCAGUCCGUCUGUUUGUCUGUCCUUCCACAAUUUGAUUGUGGAUACUCUACAGGUCACAAUUUUUAUCCGAUUUUGAUGAAACUUGAAAUAUAGGUCUAUAUUUCGGUUCCUUUAGAUAUUGACAUGUAUCGGACCAUAACUUUAUGGAUUAUGGACCCUGAUUGUACUAAAAAUCACGUUUUUAGCUUGUGGACACACAAGAGGUCACAAUUUUCAUCUGAUUUUGUCGAAACUUGAAAUGCAUGUAUAUAACCCAAAGAUCUUUGCAUAUUGGACUGUAACUUCCUGAAUUUUGGCCCCUGAUAGUACGAAAAAACACGUUUUUAGCUUGUGGUCCCUCUAGAGGUCACAAUUAUUAUCAGAUUUAAAAAAACGUUUGAAUAUACCACUGUUACAUGGUAAAGUUGGUUGAGCUUGAAUUUCUUGAAAUCUGACCAAAACUACCGGUUUUGAUGAAACUUGAAAUGCAUGUUUAUAACCCAAUUUGAUAUUCGCGCAUAUCAGAUCGUAACUUCCUGAAUUAUGACCCUUGAUUGUAAGAAAAACCGUGUUUUAGCGUGUGGUUUUUCUAUAGAGGUCACAAUUGUUAUUUGAUUUAAAAAAAGGUUUGAAUAGAUCACCGUUACACCCUAAUGAUGGUUGAGUUUGAAUUUCGUGAAAAUCGAACCCAAACUGCCAAACAAAAUGGCUACCCCUCGUACGCAAAUAGUGUAGUAAAUAUACGGGUAGACUAAUCUCCGGAAUUCACCUGAAUUCACUUCAAAAAUCCACAAUUCCUCCCACAAAACUAUUUUAAAUGUAUAAUACAUUAUAAUAUAACGAAUAACUAGAAAUCACAAUUUUGAUCCGAUUUUGAUGAAACUUGAAAUACAUGUCUGUCGAUAUUUGCACAUAUCUGAUCGUAACUUCCUGAAUUAUGGCCCUUGAUUGUACAAAAUUUAGAGGUCACAAUUUUUAUCCGAUUAAACACAUGUGAAUAUAUCACUGUUACACACUAAGAUCUUGGUUCCUUUUGAUAAUAUAUCUUUAUAACCCAAAGAACUUGGUUCUUUUCUAUAUUCGUACAUAUCGGAUCGUAGAAAUGGUUCCACUACUGAUGUCUUCUGCCUUACUCCAGCCACAGUAGUGCAGGCGCGGAUCCAGAGGGGUUGUUUUUGUAAAACCUUUUUAUGAGCAAAGUGUCAUAAUUGUGCUUUAUCCUUUAUCGUCAGAUGGUGCGACAGGAUGGACACUGAAAGCGCGAGAUAAUGAAUGAUAUGCGAUAUCACAAUUAAUGCUUUGCAUCAAUGAAACUGAAUCUCAGUGUCAUCGUAUUAAUUCAUAAUAAAAAUUGACGUCAAACAGGAUGUUGGAUUUCUCUGUUUAAAAAGAUCAAUGUGUAUUAUGUAUAUAUAUGCCAAAAUGACGAUAGAGACCAUGUAUUUCUCAAAAAAUUUCAAGCCGAGGGGGAAGUGGUGGUUACAUUUUCUCAGGAACCUGGCAAACCCCCUCCUGCAAAAAUUCCUGGAUCCGCCCCUGUAGUGGUUUGUCCUAUGGAGUUCCUUUGCGCAAGUUUUUUAGUCAAAUGACUACAAAAAGGUUACUGGCCAAUAGCUCCCUUAAUUUACACAUAAACUGCCCCAAAACUGUACUGCACAUAGCUUAAUAUAUAAUAAACCAAUUCCCAUUGAAAUAAAGGUGAAGCCUCUUUCAUAAUUAUAUGAUUUGAUGGAACCCAACUGCUACACGAAAUUUCUCGCCUACUGAACUUAAAAUGUCUGCCCAGUCAGAAACAGCAUGCAUACUUCAUCUCAUGUCAAACAUUGCUUUGAAAAUGUAGAACGUAUUACUACAAAACCACAAAGAAAAACUGUUCGGUAACUAUUUUAGUGGUCCUGACUAUUUGUGAUAGAAUUACUUAUUUCAAUACAAGCUGUAAUGAUAUGUGUUGACAAUUGUGCGUUUGAACCUAUUUGAACUUACGUAAGGAGUCUUACACAGUUUAACGAUACAUUUAAUUGUAGCUAAUUGGAUCGUAACUUCCUGAAUUAUGGCCCUUGAUUGUACAGAAAAUCACUUUUUGUUUAGUUUGUUCUCUAUCCAUCUCUUGCAAAAUGUGGGCGUAUCUUGCCUGGCAGCCGCUGGUUACUCUCUGAAAUAGGUUGGGUACAAAAAUGGGCAUAUUUUAGGAGCUUCUAUAAUUAACUCAUAUAAACUUGUUAACGUUAAAACGUGUUAACCAGUUAAAGGAUAUUUUAACUUGCUCUCAGCCCUGUUAGUUGCACAUUUAUACCGGUAAGUGUUUUAAAACACAGUUACCAUUCUAAGAAUUUAUUCAUUUUCUUGUCCUGAUCAUACAAUGCUAAUAAAUUGAUUGUGCCCUGUCUGUCCGUCAAUGUCAUCGGCCCGUCACACUUUUUGGGACACAAUAAUUCUGCUUGUAACAUGGAUUGGAAAUCUUCCUUUGUUCUUUUCGUUGAAUAAGCAGAUUGUUUUCCCUUUAGUAGAUUGGGUGGAGCUUAACCGUGCAAUAACUAGACAUGUUCAAUGUUAUUGCACACUUUUUGCUGGUUUACACUAGUUUUAGUAGAAAUCAUAUAGAGAAGUAGAGUGGGGUUUCUGUGCAAUAACAAUAAGCAUGUUGAACAGUUGUCAAUGUUACCAGUCAUUUAUAGCACGCUUCAUUUGUUAACAGGGUUAACCCCUCGGCCUUUGGCCUCUGGUUAUAUAACUUAUAAUAAAAGAAUGUUCAAACUUG
Molecule: messenger RNA, 9922 nt
Organism: Patella vulgata (common limpet)
Lineage: Eukaryota; Metazoa; Mollusca; Gastropoda; Patellidae
Product: von Willebrand factor A domain-containing protein 8
Exons: 15
Coding region: 112-1836 (574 amino acids)
Cellular component (GO): cytoplasm
Source: RefSeq, a predicted model, not a curated record